UAUCAAUUGAUUUAUUUCAUUCAAUUAUGUAAAGAUUAUCCAAUUGUGUAUGAUAUUAUUUGGAAACUUUCAUUUCAUUCGGAUAUUCUCGAUCAAUUAAUUACACGACAUGAUGAUUUUCUUAAACAAUUGCCAACAUUACCCGCUGCACAAGGUAUUUUACAAAAUGUUCAAAUAAAAAAUUCAUGUCGUUCUCCGUUAACAAAUGGAGUAUCAUAUGAUAUUAGUCUUAUUUCAUCUUCGAAAGAUCAUUUUAUUGUUAAAAAAAUUGAAGAAGAUCUUUUAAAACAUAAUUUUCAUAUUGGAACAACAUUGAAUUCUUCCUGUAUUCUUCUUUGUGUAAGUGAAGAAUCAAAACAUGAUUCUACAUGUCAAGCAGCAAUUCGACAAGCUGUACUUGAUUGUAAAAAAAUUAUUCUAUGUAUUGUACGAAAUCCAUAUCGUAUUGAUGAUUGGUUUAAUACAUUGAAUAUUCAAGAAAGAAAAUCUCUCAAUGUAAUUACAUCGAGUAUUGAAAAAAUUUUACCUGAAAUUGAAAAAAAUUGCCGUACUAAUCAUCAUUUACCAGCAAUUACAAAACGAACUCGAAUUGUUUCACCUCCUUCGUCUCAUCGAACAUCUCAAGAAACGUUUACAUUAUCUCCUGCACCACAACAUUCACCCGUUGAAAUAUUAUCAAUGGUACCGAUUAAAAAAAUUCAAAAUUGGACCAAUCAAGAAGUAAUUACAUGGUGUGAUAAUAAUAAAUUAAAUGCUUUUAGUAAAAUUUUAACACAUUAUGAUGGUCGAAAUUUACUUGCACUUGCGCAUGUUUCUCGAAUGAGUGCACCACAUACAAUUAUAAAUCAACUAAGAAAUGAUUGUCGUAAACAAGGUCUUAGAUUAUCAUUCGUUGAAUUCGUACGAUUUCAAGCAGCACUUGAUGAACUUCUUCGUUUAGAACGAAAUAUAUUAAGAAAACAAUCAAUAUCAACAUUAGCUAAUCGUUAUGUUUACAAAGGAAAAAUAGCACAACAAACAUAA
Messenger RNA from Adineta steineri, 1023 nucleotides. NCBI's taxonomy places the organism in Eukaryota, Metazoa, Rotifera, Eurotatoria, Adinetida, Adinetidae. The record is from the annotation of a GenBank genome assembly.